Messenger RNA from Adineta steineri, 682 nucleotides. Lineage: Eukaryota; Metazoa; Rotifera; Eurotatoria; Adinetida; Adinetidae. The record is from the annotation of a GenBank genome assembly.
UUGUUUAUUGUAUGAUCAACGUUUAUUUUGUCGAGAUCAUGAUUUACUUUCGAAUAAUGUAUCAUCGUGCACCCAAGGCACUACAUGGUAUUUCUCAGCAUUAAAAGAUAGUAAUACUACUACAGAUGAUUUGUUGAAGUGGCGUAUUCCAUUUGAAACUAUUGAGCGUUAUGCAGAUUAUUUAGCUAACAACUCAGCCAACAGUUUUAUUUGUAAUUGUACUCAUGAUCGAAUCGGUGCAACAUGUCAAUAUCUUCUUCCUAUUAAUCUGUCAACUAUCGCUGUGCUAUCGAAAGAUCAGUUACGUGAUCUUGCUGCUCGUGAAGUAGCACUUCAUACAUGCUUAGUUGAUAUGAUCACGUGUAACACAGGUUUAUUAUGCUUGGAAUGGCGACAAGUUUGUGAUGGCAUAGUACAAUGUGAGAACGGAGCUGAUGAAGUCGGAUGUUAUGAAUUUGAACUACAAAAUUGUUCAUCGGAUGAAUUUCAAUGUCGUAAUUCAAUGUGUAUACCAAAUGAGUUUCUAUUUGAUGGUACGAUUGAUUGUAUGGAUUCAAGUGAUGAGCAAGAAGUAGAUAGAAUACACAAAUUUUUUGAAUCAUGCCCAUCGACAUCAGUUUGGGAAUGUGAAGAGCGUUUAUGUCGAAAAGAUGAAUUUAGUUGUGGAGAUGAUCAAAUUUAA